AUGAGUUCGAACACAAUAGAUCAAUCGAGAAUUGAAGAACUUCGAGCAAAGAUCGAACAACGAAAGGCAUGCGAAAAGCGAGCUUUGAACACAUCGUUGACUUUAAUCGAAACAGAUAAAGUUACUGCUGAAACAUUGAUCACUUCGGCGAAUCUGAUCGAUCAAGAACGAUAUCGAGGUGUUAAUGAAGAUCGUGCAUUGAGAAAUAUUUGUGGUUAUCCUCUCUGUUCUAAUUCACUGCCGAAAGAUACUCCGAUUCAUCAAUAUUAUAUUAAUGUCAAAGUCAACAAAGUAAUCGAUACAACAGAAAGACGAUUCUUUUGCUCGGUAUUUUGCUAUAAAGCAUCGAAAUAUUUCGAGAAACAAAUUCCUUCUUCACCUGUAUGGGCUCGCGAACAAGAAAAAGCACUGCAGAUAGAUUUACUCACUCCUGAAUCUCUCAAUAAAGCACUACCGGAUACGAGUACAAUCAUCUCGCAAUCGAACUACAAUCGUUCGAUUCCUCAACGUCGUGUUUCGACAUCUUCGUCGUCAUCAGACGAUGACGAAUUCCAGGAACUUCAAAGUGCUCGUGAUGCGUAUUACAAAUCUCGUGCUGCUCGUCUUCCGAAAACUGAUUUUGUUGAACAAAAACUUCAACAAAUCUCUUUACCUGAUUGUAUUCGCACAGAUAAUCCGACAAUUGAUUUUGUGAUUACUUGUUUAUCGGAAUGGUUAAGCAAUAAAAGCAAAGAUUAUCUCGAAAACAAUACGACGCCAUCUGCUAUUCCGAUAGAUCCUCAACGAUACCAACAAUUAGUAAACAAACUCGAUGUUGAAGAUCUCAUGUCAUCCGAGAAUAAGCGCGCAGAGAGAAAACUCCCAACAUUGGAACAAUUGCAAAAAACUACCGCACAAAGUCAAUACGAAAUUAAAGUGAAAGAGUUUUUCUUUGGAAAAAACGAACAAACAGAUGAAGAAACAUCAACAUCAUCCGCUAUAGCAUUACCUCCAGUUGACGCCUACUCACAACAAUCUAUUCGCUUGUCAAUCGUCGGUGACAAAGUCAUGACUUGUCUCAAACAAAUCUUGAGCGAGAGCACACAUCAAGCAAUCGCACAGGAUAUCCGAACAAUUCUCUCGGAAUUUCUCUUAACAUUAAAUUUCAAUAGUGAAAAUAUCACAUUAAAACCAAAUGAAUGGACCAUUAUGACGAUAUUUCUCCUUCAUUUAUUGACGAUUAAACUGCCAACACUGAUGCCUCGUCUAAUCGAAUCAAAAAUAAUCAAUUCUUUGUUAACUACAUUGAAUCUAUCGAAUGAUACUGUUUUUCAAAUAGGAAAAUAUCUCCUCACUAAUCCGAUUGAUAAAAUUCCAUCGACAAAUUUCGAAGAAAUCGACUAA
Messenger RNA from Adineta ricciae, 1383 nucleotides. NCBI's taxonomy places the organism in Eukaryota, Metazoa, Rotifera, Eurotatoria, Adinetida, Adinetidae. The record is from the annotation of a GenBank genome assembly.